Ogataea angusta is the source of this 2109-nucleotide messenger RNA. RefSeq lists its product as uncharacterized. Lineage: Eukaryota; Fungi; Ascomycota; Pichiomycetes; Pichiales; Pichiaceae. Gene Ontology annotation, molecular function: ATP-dependent protein folding chaperone; ATP binding; ATP hydrolysis activity. The transcript has a single exon. Gene Ontology annotation, biological process: protein stabilization; protein folding; cellular response to heat. The coding region runs from base 1 to 2109 and encodes 702 amino acids. The record is from RefSeq and is a predicted model, not a curated record. Gene Ontology annotation, cellular component: plasma membrane; protein-containing complex; cytosol.
AUGUCGAACAAAACUGAAUCAUAUGAGUUCCAGGCUGAGAUCUCUCAGUUGAUGUCCUUGUUCAUUAACACUGUGUAUUCGAACAAGGAGAUCUUCCUUAGAGAGUUGAUCUCGAACGCCUCGGAUGCGCUGGACAAGAUCAGAUACCAGGCCCUCUCUGAUCCAUCUGUGCUCGAGACUGAGCCAGAGCUGUUCAUCAGAAUCACUCCAAAGCCAGAACAAAAGAUCCUUGAGAUCAGAGAUUCCGGUAUUGGUAUGACCAAAGCUGAAUUGGUCAAGAACCUUGGUACCAUCGCCAAGUCCGGCACCAAGGCUUUCAUGGAGGCCCUCUCCGCAGGUGCUGAUGUGUCCAUGAUUGGACAAUUCGGUGUUGGUUUCUACUCGCUAUUCUUGGUUGCCGACCGCGUUCAGGUGAUCUCGAAGAACAACGACGACGAGCAAUACAUUUGGGAAUCCAACGCUGGUGGAAAGUUCACUGUUACUCUUGACGAGGAGAACGAGAGAAUCGGCAGAGGUUCCAUUAUCAGACUGUUCCUGAAGGAUGACCAACUCGAGUACCUUGAGGAGAAGAGAAUCAAGGAGGUUGUGAAGAGACAUUCUGAGUUUGUUUCUUACCCAAUCCAGUUGGUUGUUACCAAGGAGGUCGAGAAGGAGGUUCCAGAAGAAGAAGAGAAGAAAGACGAGGAGUCUAAAGACGAAGAGUCCAAGGAGGCUAAGGUCGAAGAAGUCAAGGACGAAGAGGAGAAGAAGGAGCCAAAGAAAGUCAAGGAGCUUGUCACUGAGACCGAGGAGCUCAACAAGACCAAGCCAUUGUGGACCAGAAACCCAUCCGAAGUCACACAGGAAGAGUACAACGCUUUUUACAAGUCGAUCUCCAACGACUGGGAAGACCCAUUGGCUGUCAAGCACUUCUCUGUUGAAGGUCAAUUGGAGUUCAAGGCUAUUCUGUUCAUUCCAAAGAGAGCUCCAUUCGACUUGUUCGAGUCCAAGAAGAAGAAGAACAACAUCAAACUUUACGUUAGAAGAGUGUUUAUCACUGAUGAAGCUGAGGAGCUUAUUCCAGAGUGGCUCUCUUUCGUCAAGGGUGUUGUUGACUCUGAGGAUCUGCCAUUGAACUUGUCCAGAGAGAUGUUGCAACAGAACAAGAUCUUGAAGGUCAUCAGAAAGAACAUUGUCAAGAAACUCAUUGAGACCUUCAAUGAAAUCGCCGAGGACCAGGAGCAAUUCGACAAGUUCUACACCGCCUUCUCGAAGAACAUCAAGUUGGGUAUUCACGAGGACCAACAAAACAGAGGAGCUCUGGCCAAACUGUUGAGAUUCAACUCUACUAAGUCAACUGAUGAGCUGACUUCUCUGUCUGACUACGUCACCAGAAUGCCAGAACACCAAAAGAACAUCUACUACAUCACCGGUGAGUCUAUCAAGGCUGUUGAGAACUCUCCAUUCCUGGACGCUCUGAAAGCCAAGAACUUUGAAGUGCUGUUCUUGGUCGACCCAAUUGACGAGUACGCCAUGACCCAGCUGAAGGAGUUCGAAGACAAGAAGCUGGUGGAUAUCACCAAGGACUUCGAGCUUGAGGAGUCUGAGGAGGAGAAGAAGGAGAGAGAGGAGAUCACCAAGGCAUACGAACCAUUGACCAAGACUCUGAAGGACAUCCUGGGAGACCAAGUGGAGAAGGUUGUUGUUUCCUUCAAGCUUGUCGACUCGCCAGCUGCUAUCAGAACCGGACAAUUCGGAUGGUCUGCUAACAUGGAGAGAAUCAUGAAGGCACAAGCCUUGAGAGACACCUCUAUGUCUGCUUACAUGGCUUCGAAGAAGAUCUUUGAGAUUUCUCCAAAGUCUCCUAUCAUCAAGGCUUUGAAGGCAAAGGUUGAGGAAAGCGGUCCGGAGGACAAGGUUGUCAAGAACUUGACCACCCUGUUGUUUGACACUGCUCUGUUGACUUCUGGAUUCUCUCUGGACGAGCCAACCUCGUUCGCCAAGAGAAUCAACUCUUUGAUUGCCAUUGGUCUCAACAUCGACGAGGAGGCUGAGGCUCCUGCUGAACAGGCUACCGAAGCGCCAUCUGAAGAGGCUGUUGCUGAUUCCGCUAUGGAGGAAGUUGAUUAA